This is a messenger RNA of Recurvomyces mirabilis, 840 nucleotides long. It is a transcript of the gene vip1, whose product is annotated as Protein vip1. The record is from RefSeq and is a predicted model, not a curated record. Gene Ontology annotation, molecular function: RNA binding. Lineage: Eukaryota; Fungi; Ascomycota; Dothideomycetes; Mycosphaerellales; Teratosphaeriaceae. Gene Ontology annotation, cellular component: nucleoplasm. The coding region runs from base 1 to 840 and encodes 279 amino acids. The transcript is spliced from 2 exons.
AUGUCCAGCACCGUUCAUGUCAAGGGGAUCAGCGGAUCGACCAGCGAGAAAGAGGUCCGCGAUUUCUUCAGCUUUUGCGGCAAGAUCCAGUCCCUUUCAGUCACUCCCGAGAACGACUCCUCCAGCGCACCCCAAUCGGCAACCGUCACGUUCGAGAAAGAGACCGCCGCCAAGACUGCUCUCCUCCUUGACAACACCCAGCUCGGGCCGAACCAGGUCCAUGUCUCUUCCGCUGCUUCGCUUGGUCAAAUGUCUGGGGCCAGCAAGGCCACUGGUAGCUCAUCUGACGACAACGAGGAUCUUGCCCAGGAGGAUAAGCCCCGCUCGCGUAUCAUGGCCGAGUAUCUCGCACACGGAUACGUCAUGAGCGAUCAAGUCGUCCAGCGUGCCAUCGCCGCCGACCAGCAGCACGGCAUCAGCAAUCGCUUCAUGACUGCUCUGAACCAGUUCGAUCAGAAGACCAAGGCUUCCGAGCGCGCACAGGCCGUCGACAAGCAGUACGGCAUCUCUGCUCGUGCUGAUGCUGGCUGGCGUGGGUUGACAUCCUACUUCGAGAAGGCUGCUGGCACACCGACUGGCCAGAAGCUGCGCGUAUUUUACGAGCAGGGCCAGAAGCAGGUUUUGGAUGUGCACAACGAGGCCAAGCAUCUUGCGGCGCUCAAGACCGGCAACAACCCCCAGUCUACUUCAGGCACCAAGCCAACAGCGGAGGAGGCUGAGAUGGAGAAGGUCGAUGUUGAUGGCAAGGAGAGGACGAAGUGCAACUGUGGUGGUGCUGAUGGCAAGUGCCCUUGCGAGCCCGGCAAGUGCGCUUGCAGUGGUUGCUCCAAGGCUUCGUAA